Molecule: messenger RNA, 627 nt
Organism: Coffea eugenioides
Lineage: Eukaryota; Viridiplantae; Streptophyta; Magnoliopsida; Gentianales; Rubiaceae
Product: golgin subfamily A member 6-like protein 22
Exons: 2
Coding region: 1-627 (208 amino acids)
Source: RefSeq, a predicted model, not a curated record
AUGGGAGGUUGUACAAGCAAGCCAAAAGUGUUGAAGGAUGAUGGGGUUGAGGCACCUGAGCCAGCACCUGAGAAGGUGAGUGUGGAGGAGAAGGGGACUCUCGCCGCGGAGCUGGCACCUCAACAGGAACCCGAAAAGGCGGCGGAAGAGGACAAGGAGGUUGUGGCUGAGGCUCCAGAGCCGGUGGCAUCCGAAAAGGUAGAAAAGGAGGAGGAGGAGGCUCUCAAUGCGGUGGUUGAUGGAGUUGAAAAUAAGAAUGGAGAAGUAAAAGAUUCCGAAGAUCAAAAGGUAAAAUCUGAAGAAGAGGUAAACUCCAAAGAAGAUGACAAGGUAGAAUCUGGAGAAGUAAACUCUAAAGAAGAUGAAAAGGUAAAAUCUGUAGAAGAGGAAAACUCUACAGAAGAUGAAAAGGUGAAAUCUGAAGUGGAAGUUACUGCUGGUCCUGAAAAGCUUGAAAAAGAAGAGGUAAAACCAGCAACGGAGGCCGAAAGCCAUGAAAGAUUGGACAACAAACUAGAAGAGAAAACUGAAACUUCUGAAGAGAAGAAAAAAGAGGAAGCAAAACCAGAGGCUGACAAUGUUCCAAUAAUAUCAUUCUUCACAUCAUUUAUGGGUCAGAAACACUAA